Molecule: messenger RNA, 2506 nt
Organism: Paramacrobiotus metropolitanus
Lineage: Eukaryota; Metazoa; Tardigrada; Eutardigrada; Parachela; Macrobiotidae
Exons: 16
Coding region: 229-2064 (611 amino acids)
Biological process (GO): receptor guanylyl cyclase signaling pathway; cGMP biosynthetic process; intracellular signal transduction
Molecular function (GO): guanylate cyclase activity; peptide receptor activity
Source: RefSeq, a predicted model, not a curated record
UGUAGCUUGUGCGCAUUCAUAUGAUGCGCGUUUGUAAUUACCAGCAGGCAGCAGCCCAUGAUCACCUAACCGGUUCUUGCAGACAGACGUGCCAUUAUUACCAAUCUUGGCAUUGCCGUAUCGAGAGAUUAAGAGGACUACAUUCGCCGCCAAUUGCAUAUUUUUCUCACUCUAAUUAAUAUUCUAAUAGUCUGAGAACGAUCACACAUUCCGAUUUAUCUUGAGAAAAUGCCGGCUAUGGGAGCGGUUAAAACCGCGCGAGGCAGCUCCUUAUCCAUGGGCGGAAAUACGCUGACACGAGAAUUCCUACUGAUUAUGCAGGAUAGCAGUUCUAAUCGACGGAAACGGUUUUUCCAGUUGCUGCUCGUUUUGGCUGUGCCUAUGGUCGUACUCAUUGUGCAAUGUACGCUGGUGAUAACCGCAGCAGUGCGAAGGAAAUCGGAAGCCACACAAACUGCGGCAACCAUAACUACCACUGUCCAAAUGGCCCAAAUUAUCACCUGCCUGCAGCGCGAAAGGGGAAUGACUAGCCUGUUCCUGAGCUCGAAGAGUCCAGAAACUUGGAAUAAUCUUGUUACCUUGCGAAAAUCAUCCGACGCGGCCGUUGGUGCACUCGAAAACUGGCCGGGAAAUCCCAACGACGGACCGAUAUUUGCCACGAUUACGGCAUUCAGGCUGUACGUGAACGAGAGCAGGGUCACACAGACAUCCCGGACCACAUCGUUUCAGGCGGUGACAUGGUUUAUUAAUACCAUUGCGGGAAUAAUUCAAUUGAUGAAUCGCAAUAUACGGCUUAGCGGUGACACCGGCGGCGUGAUGUGGAAAUAUCUCUUUGCGUACGAAUCGUUCGUAAACGCCAAGGAAAAUUUUGGUAUUCAGCGUGCGGUUGGAACUGCUUUCUUUGGUCGUGGCUACCAUGAACCGACUGAAAAGAAAUUAUUCUAUGAAAGCUAUAUGAAAUCCAAGACUAUCCUGGAUUUAUGUUUUGAUCAUUCCCCACGCAGCCAGAUUCUGUACGACAAUCUCUUAGCCGGUAACAAGGAGCUGCUGGCAUUUGUCGAUGCCGCCCGGAAACGCAUUAUGGAUGUGCCGGCAAUACCAGCUGACACUCAAGCCGGACUGGCUUGGUUUGGAAAUAUGACUGCUUUCAUUGAUGUGAUAAGUGCCAUCGAAACCGAUUUGACAACUGUCGUUCAAGAGCAACUUUCUACACAAGUCCGAACAGCACAGGCUGAAAUGACGGAAGCCAUUAUUUUCUUGGUUAUUGUUGCCGUUGUAUGUCCACCUUUAUGCUUGUGGUACUUUGUUUCGGUUAGCCAAAUCAACCGCACCAUCGGCAAAUCUGCCCGCGCCCUGGCCAAACAAACCACGGAAAUUUCUACUGAAAAACGGAAAGGCGAGAAACUUCUACACCGACUAUUACCGCCUAGCAUUGCUGAAGCACUAAAGCGAGGAGACCCAGUGACCGCCGAACAUUUCGAAACUACAACGAUAUACUUUUCCGAUAUUGUGGGCUUUACCAGCAUCUCGUCGCGCAGUACGCCGCUGCAAGUUGUUGAACUGCUGAAUAAACUGUAUACCGAAUUUGAUUCCGAACUGGACGCUCAUGAUGUGUACAAGGUGGAAACCAUUGGUGAUGCGUACAUGGUGGUCAGUGGUUUACCGCAGCGAAAUGGCAUUGCGCACGGCAGUGAAAUCGCUAUCCUCGCUCUCAGACUCCUUGAAAUUGUAUGCAAUUUUCGCAUUCCACAUCUGCCGUCGGAACGACUAGCUGUUCGUAUAGGUUUACAUACAGGUCCCGUUUUGGCCGGUGUAGUUGGUCGAAAAAUGCCCCGUUAUUGCCUAUUCGGCACAACAGUUGUUGAAGCUGAACAAAUGGAGCAAACUGGUUUGCCGCUCCGAAUCCACCUCAGUAAAGUCUGCAAAGUGUUACUGGAUAAAAUUGGAGGAUUUGAGUGCGCGAAGCGUGCGGAAUUUGAUGCUGCACAGCCAACUUAUUGGUUACUCGGCAAAGAAGGAGUUCAGUUCCAAUCAGUAACACCAGCGUCCAGUCCCGAUUACUGAUAGAGCACUGAAUGCGAGUCGCGUUCAUUGCCAGCCUGACAUGGCUAUACCUCUUGUGCAUAAAAUCACUCUUAAAUUAAUUUGUAGUUGCAUUAUCAUGAAUGUGCUCUGUAAACGUAUACUUAAUCUGCAAUCUCGUACGAGCUGUCCGAGUCCGCGUCGACCGGCGCCUUCUUCGCACGUCACGGAAGUGAACCGUUCACCGUACUGUCGAUAGCGGGACAAGCAUUUAUUUCUUCACGGUACUUACUGUGAUUAACCUUACAGUUUUACGUAGCAAAUGCCUGGAAUGUAGUGUACCAGCGCUUGCAGCUACAUACUUUAUUGUUAUUUCAAUUUGGGUGUAUGUUAUCGUGUUGGUGUUGUUGGUGCAGGCGUGUGCAGCUGCUGAUGGCGGCUCGGUUGCAUGCACGUGCCUCUGUGGACUGAUAAACAGCAUUAA